AGGAUAUUAAAGCUUUAAAAUGAUAAACAUUUUGAAAAAUUAUGAGGUGUUUGAAUUAUGGUUAUGUUUUAACUGUCAGUGUCAGGCCUCCUCUACUCACAUGACAUCACAAUGUUAACUUGAAAACAUACUGUAUGUCACAAAGAGCACAGGAAAUGACCUCAUGCUCAUGAUUUGAAUUGUCAGUGCUAGGCCUUCUCUAAUCACAUGACAUUUGUUGCCAAGUUACCAUUGUGAUGUCAUAAAGAGCACAAUUGCUACUUGUCAGUUACUACAAAGAGCUGUCAGAGCAGAGUUUGCUUUUUAUCUGUAUCACAUCAUACGGAUAAAAGCUUUGCUAAAACAUAGAAAGAUCAUUAAUUCUUUUAGAAGAACGACUUAAUAUUUUUAGAAAAAGCGAGAUCAUGGAUUUACAUCGCCUUUGGAACUUCUGUGCAAUAAUUCUGGGCUGGUUCGCGGUAUUUAGUGCUGUCUCUCUUUUAGUAGGCAUUUAUUAUACCUAUGUGCUGGAGUUCUGUAUAUUUACAGUGACAUCACUUGCUGAGAAAGUGAUCUACAUGGUGUUUUAUCACAUCUUUUUCAUCAUGUUGGCAUGGUCAUAUGGAAUGACCAUACUUAAUCGUCCUGCUACCCCAUCUAAGGAGUUUGACUUAUCGGACAUUGAGCAGGGCCAAUUUGUAAGGCAGGAGAAGCAAGACUUUCACCAGGACAUUCUCCAGUGCAUUGCUAAAGAGCUGCCUAUUUACACAGUGACAAAGAAUGGAAACAUCCGAUACUGCCGCAUAUGCAACCUAAUGAUGCCAGACAGAUGCUACCAUUGUUUAGCCUGCAACAAGUGCGUGCUUAAGCAUUACUCUCACUGCUUUUUGGUCAACAACUGUGUAGGAUUUUCAAACUACAAGUACUACUUCCAGCUGUUAUUUUACGUUAUGCUGCACUGCCUAUUCGUCUGCACUACAGGACUUCAGUAUGCAAUGAAGUUUUGGACUCAGGAGCUGCCAUACACCGAUGCAAAAUAUCCAAUCCUUUACAUGGUUGGAGUGAAUGCAGUUCUACUUCUUUUCAUAGUGCCAAUCUUUAUCUAUCAUUGCUGGCUUGUUGGAAAAAACAGAACCUCUGCAGAAAACUGCAAGCCUCUUUUCUUCCGCAAUAUUCCAACGAAUAUGGGCUUUUCUCUUGGUUUGAGCAAGAAUCUGAAAGAGGUGUUUGGUGAAGAGAAGAAAUAUUGGUUACUCCCUGUGUAUACCAGGAAAGGUGACGGAUGCUCUUUUCCAACUGGUUAUGAGAGAGAGAACCCAGAGCAAAACGGCAUUGACUUUUAAAUAGGUUAUAAAACAGGAUUUUUUCUUCAAAAAUUGGUUGAAACCAGAGGACUAUCACGGUGCAUUGCUGCAACAACGCAUCGAUUAGAUGAGAGAAACCAAGACAAUAGCACUUCUCAUACAAAUCUGUCCAUAUAUGGAAUAUCUAUCAACAUUCAAAAAAUAUUUCUAAAUAAAACACAUUUAUUUCUUUCA
This is a messenger RNA of Xenopus laevis (African clawed frog), 1517 nucleotides long. Its product is annotated as palmitoyltransferase ZDHHC20-like. The transcript has a single exon. The record is from RefSeq and is a predicted model, not a curated record. Bases 405 to 1322 code for a protein of 305 amino acids. Lineage: Eukaryota; Metazoa; Chordata; Amphibia; Anura; Pipidae.